This is a messenger RNA of Cylicocyclus nassatus, 1547 nucleotides long. Lineage: Eukaryota; Metazoa; Nematoda; Chromadorea; Rhabditida; Strongylidae. The record is from the annotation of a GenBank genome assembly.
AUGUUCCUUCUUCCACUGAUUCUCUUGGUUCUGCCAAGUGUUGCAUUGUCACAGGUUGUUCCUUGCGUGGAAGGUAAGGAAUUUCUAGACACAUAUGGAGCGUUAUACGAGCACAAUGUACUGAGGAACCAUUUUGCUACCCGGAACAUCAAAAAAGGAGUUUAUGGUAACCUUCCAGGAACGAAAAACAUGUUCAAACUGAAUUACGACUGUACUCUUGAAAGUCUUGCAAAAGCUGUAAUCAGCACAGAAUGCACUCGAAACACCAGAUUCGACCUCAAACUUCUAGGAUAUAGCACCAACUUCUACUCGGAAGUCUAUAUUGAUAAAGAAGACCCAAAGGACGAUAUUCUCAAGCAAUUUUAUGAAUUUGCUGUGGAUGAGUGGUCUAUGGCUGAUAGCACUUCACCGCCUAUCGGUACGGAUGUGGUAUACAAAGAUGAGAGUGCUGAGAGCCUUGCCAAUAUGAUCUACUACAAGACCUUAGCCAUUGGAUGUGCGCAUAGAUACUGCUCUAAUGAAAAACACAUUGCCGUGGCUUGCGUCUAUGGAGCUGUACCGGAACUUGGGCAGCCUCUUUAUUUUGCCACUGUUACUGGAAAGAAAGGUUGCACUGCAAAUGCAAGCUGUAGAAAGGUUGUGCCCGGCUCAGCUACAAAAUGUAUUCUUGGGGAAGCGGAUGACCCUGAGGGAAAUAACAUGAAUGGUCUUUGCAGUAACGAAGACGUACAUUUUGUUGAACCUUCAUCAACAUCACCAACAUCAUCAACAUCACCAACUUCACCAACUUCGCCGACGUCAUCAACAUCACCAACAACAUCAACAUCACCAACAUCACCAACAUCACCAACAUCACCAACAUCACCAACAUCACCAACAUCACCAACAUCACCAACAUCGCCAACAGCAGGAGAGAAUGUAAUGACGGACGAACUUCGCAAUUCUUUCCUUGCAGUUCAUAACUACCGUAGAUCCUCUCUAGCUUUGGGGAAUGUUCGGAAUGGAGCGGAAGGAAACACCAAUUGCCCUAUGGCUCAAAAUAUGUAUCAAAUGGUGUACGAUAAGAGUUUGGAGACAGAAGCACAAAAUUAUGCGAAUACUUGUCCUGCCGGAGAUUCGGAUGUCUCGACGAGGCCCAAUUCUGGUGAGAAUACACACAUCCUCGACUCUGGAACAAUACCAUAUAUGGACGCGUGCGUUGCGGCUAUGCAAGCCUGGUGGAGUGAGAUUUCCGUACAGCACAUAGAUUUUUCGCAACCCUUCAGCCGAGUCUCAGCAAUGCCAGUGGCUCCCACGAAAUUUACUCAGAUGGCAUGGGCUGCUACUUACAAAGUCGGCUGCGGUAUGAGCCGUUGCAACUCCAACACCCAGACUGUCGUGGUUUGCCGCUACAGUCCACGUGGGAAUAUUGACUCGCAGUACAUCUACAAGGAUUGCGGUGAUGUCGGUGAUAGCAGAUGUGCAUGUGCAAGUUGUUGGGGUCAAUGCAGCGAAGGACUUUGCAAUGCGCCCUCGAGUUGAAAAAUGCAAUACAUGACACUCUGUGG